Molecule: messenger RNA, 2065 nt
Organism: Myodes glareolus (Bank vole)
Lineage: Eukaryota; Metazoa; Chordata; Mammalia; Rodentia; Cricetidae
Gene: Hsd11b2
Product: hydroxysteroid 11-beta dehydrogenase 2
Biological process (GO): glucocorticoid metabolic process
Cellular component (GO): intracellular membrane-bounded organelle
Molecular function (GO): 11-beta-hydroxysteroid dehydrogenase (NAD+) activity
Source: RefSeq, a predicted model, not a curated record
AUGAUGGCGGCCGCACUUCAGACCGUCCGGGCAGAGUCAGUCCCCCGGACCCGGAGGAGACGCGUCCCGGAGCAGGGCUCCAUCCCGGACCGCGGCUGGGCCUCCGAGUCCUUCCGCCUUAGUUCGGACCUGCUGGCUCUGCAGCAGUGCCACGCCAAGGCAGGCUGGGCCUCACCCGGCGCGGGGCCCGUUCCCCUGGCAACAGCGCGGGCUACGGCGCCCCACAGCGGCCAAACCGCGCUGCGUCACUUCGCCGCACUGGACUGGCUGUGCCAGCGCCUGUUGCCCCCGCCGGCGGCACUCGUGGUGCUAGCUGCUGCCGGCUGGAUCGCGUUGUCCCGCCUGGCGCGCCCUCCUCUCCUGCCCGUGGCCACUCGCGCGGUGCUCAUCACCGGUUGUGACUCUGGUUUUGGCAAGGAGGCAGCUAAGAAACUGGAUGCCAUGGGCUUCAUGGUGCUGGCCACUGUGUUGGACUUGAAUGGCCCUGGUGCCCUAGAACUGCGUGCCUGCUGUUCCUCUCGCUUAAAGCUGCUGAAGAUGGACCUGACCAAGCCAGAGGACAUCAGUAGUGCGCUGGAACUCACCAAGACUCACACCACAGGCACUGGCCUGUGGGGUCUGGUUAACAAUGCUGGCCUCAACAGCAUAGUGGCUGAUGUGGAGCUGUCUCCAGUGGCAACUUUCCGAAAAUGCAUGGAGGUGAACUUCUUCGGUGCACUUGAGCUGACCAAGGGCCUCCUGCCACUCCUGCGCCACUCAAGAGGACGGAUUGUGACCGUUGGCAGCCCAGCAGGAGAUAUGCCGUACCCCUGCCUGGCAGCCUACGGCACCUCCAAGGCGGCUGUGGCACUGCUCAUGGACACGUUCGGCUGUGAACUGCUUCCCUGGGGGAUCAAGGUCAGCAUUAUCCAGCCUGGCUACUUCAAGACAGAGGCAGUGACCAAUGUGAACCUCUGGGAGAAGCGCAAGCAACUGCUGCUGGCCAGCCUGCCUGGAGAGCUGCUGCAGGCCUAUGGUGAAGACUACAUCGAGCACGUGCAUGGGCAGUUCCUGCAUUCGCUCAGCUCGGCGGUGUCUGACCUCAGCCCGGUUGUAGAUGCCAUCAUCGAUGCACUGCUGGCAGCUCGGCCACGCCGCCGCUAUUACCCAGGCCGUGGCCUGAUGAUCAUGUAUUUCAUCCACUACUACCUGCCAGAGGGCCUGCGGCGCCGCUUCCUGCAGAAUUUCUUCAUCAAUCACUGUCUGCCCCGAGCACUGAGGCCUGGCCAACCUGGCCCCACUCCUGCUCAGGACACACCCCAGGACCCAAACCCUUCCUUAGUGGCAGCUCGGUGAGCCACAGAUGGUCUAAGAGCUCCAGCAGGAAAGGCUCCAUGAGCCCUCGGCCCUCUUUCCUAGCCAUUAUAAACCCCUCAACCUUGCCCCAGAACAGUUUUUAAACUGUGGGUCUGACCCCUUUAACAAAUUUCUAUCUAAGAAUAUUUACAUUAUGAUUCAUAACAGUAGCAGAAUUACAGUUAUGAAGUAGCAACAAAAAUAAUCUUAUGGGUGGAAGUCACCAUAUCAUGAGGAACUGUAUUAAAGAGCUGCAGCAUUAGGAAGGUUGAGAACCACUGCCUAGAAUUUGUGUUAAGAAAAGCCCAGACUCCAUUGCUGAUGCCUAGUCCAGACCUGGGAAGCUGAAGUUUGCUAGUGAGCCUCUGAACCUCUCUACUGCUUCAUGAACCCACACAGACCCUACCAGGCACAAUGUCCAUACUGCAGCUUUGGGGACCCAGCUAGAUAGAGAGUUUGCAAGAUUAUCUGUAACCUUUGAUAGGAUGCACAGAUUAUUUCUCUGCAAACCAAAAGCCAGAGGGCACCUCCUCAGGAUUCUCUUGGCACCAGUGCCUCAGUGCUACAAGUUCAGAGUAAAUCCCAACUGUCUCUUGACUGGCUCAAGAAUUAGGUCCCCAACUACUUGAUCCCAAGCCAUAGGGAAGCUAUAUAUUGUACUUGCCUGGCCGUUGGCAUUUAAAAUAAAGACACAUUUUUAUUUCUCCUAGAAUGGAGAUCAGUGUUUGAA